Messenger RNA from Camponotus floridanus (Florida carpenter ant), 1955 nucleotides. RefSeq names its product putative glycerol kinase 5. Gene Ontology annotation, cellular component: mitochondrion. Gene Ontology annotation, molecular function: glycerol kinase activity. Gene Ontology annotation, biological process: glycerol-3-phosphate biosynthetic process; glycerol metabolic process; triglyceride metabolic process. The coding region runs from base 323 to 1849 and encodes 508 amino acids. The transcript is spliced from 12 exons. Lineage: Eukaryota; Metazoa; Arthropoda; Insecta; Hymenoptera; Formicidae. The record is from RefSeq and is a predicted model, not a curated record.
CGUAGCGAAGUCUUGAUAAAAACCUCUUGCUAGAGCAUGCGUGAUGGAUCACGCAUCCAAGGACAGUCGUGGUAUGAUAACUGAACUAGCUUCAACGACGCUAGUUCAAGUCGCGUUAAUAUUUUGCAACUGCCGUCUUUUUUUCUUUGUUGUCUGUUGAACUCGUGUACAAAGUACAUAGCUACUAUUAAUCGAUAUCAGUCGGUGCCAGACGUCGCGAUCUUAACGUUCGAUAUUUCACGAUUGGAUUUAAUGAAGAAUUGAGGUAUAAGUGCGUGCGCGAAUCGGCGCCGAAAUUUUCAAAUUCGCCAAAAAGAGUACCAUGAAAUACGUCGCGGCACUUGACGUCGGUACCACUACGGUACGCUUCCACAUUCUGGAUGAGAAAACAGUCACGGUAGCUUCCUCAGCGGAAAAGAUAAAACUGAUUUAUCCAGAACUUGGAUUUGUGGAAAUAGAUCCGGAUCACUUAUGGCAAAUUAUAAUAAAAGUAAUCAAGGAUACAUUAAAGAACAGCGAGAUCGAUCCGAAGUCUAUCGUUUGCUUUGGAAUUUCAUCGCAACGAGCCAGCUUUAUUACUUGGAAUUUGAGGACUGGAAAGCACUAUCACAAAUUUAUAACAUGGAAAGAUCAACGAGCGUCUGCUCUGGUUAAUGAAUGGAAUCAGUCGAUGACGAUGAAAAGUUUUCGAAUAGUCUCGCGUAUUUUGCAUACUGUUACAAGAAAUAACCGCUUUCUGGCCGGUAGCGUGUUGAAGUUUAUGAAUAUGCAGGUUAACUUGAAAUUAGUAUGGGUUCUUCAGAAUAUAUCAGGUCUUCGAGAAGCAGCAUCUAACGGAGAAAUGGCAUUCGGAGGUGUAGAUUGUUGGCUUUUAUACAAAUUAACAGGAAAGCAUAUAAUGGAUGUUUCAAGUGCUUCAGCCACUGGUAUAUUCGAUCCAUUUCAAAUGAAAUGGUCCAAUUGGCUGCUAAAUAUGUUACAAUUACCACACAAUAUUCUUCCAGAAGUAGUAGAUACAGCGGGCAACUUUGGAAUUAUACCCGAAAGUUUGUUCGGAGCUGAAAUUCCCAUUUAUUGCUCAAUGGCCGAUCAAGCAGCAUCCUUAUUUGGUUCAGGAUGUUUCAAGCCCGGUGAUCUUAAAGUUACUAUGGGAACAGGUACUUUUCUAAAUGUCAAUACAGGACGGGAACCACAUGCAUCAGUUGCUGGACUUUAUCCAGUUGUUGGAUGGCGAAUCGGAGAAGAACUAAUAUAUAUUGCAGAAGGAUCUUCAAAUGACACUGGUAUAUUAAUUGAAUGGGUUAAAUCAAUAGGAAUGGUGAACGAUGCUACAGAAACAGCUGAUAUGGCAAACUCAGUCAAUGACACUGAUGGAGUAUAUUUCAUCCCAGCAUUCAGCGGACUACAAGCACCUAUAAAUGAUUAUACAGCCGCAACCGGUUUCUUAGGAAUAAAGCCUACCACGAAAAAAGAGCAUAUCGUUCGAUCUUUAUUAGAGAGUCUCGUUUUUAGGAUUCAACUACUUCACGAAUGCUUGCGCAAUGAAACUUCCUUUAUAUACCAAAAAAUAAAGGUCGACGGUGGAGUUUCCCAAAAUGAUUUUAUUAUGCAAUCGUUGGCUGAUUCGACGGGAUUAGAUGUAGAACGUCCAAAAUCUGUUGAGAUGUCCAUUUUAGGAGUAGCAUUCCUAGCUGGUUUACAAUGUGGAUUGUGGAAAAGCAAAGAAGAAAUAUUGAUGUUACGUCAGGUAGAUAAGAUAUUUAAACCAAAUAAAGAAUCACAAUCAUUUUAUCAGCAUACAUAUAACCAAUGGAAACGCGCGGUGGAGCGUUUCAAAAACUGGUACUAACGAUAAUUUCUAAAUAAAAAUCCAUUUUUUAUGAAUAUAUAUAUUAAGAAUUUGUAAUAUUAUAAAAACGGGUCUAAUGUAUUAUACUAUUCGCAAUGUAAAUUAA